This is a messenger RNA of Elephantulus edwardii (Cape elephant shrew), 1389 nucleotides long. RefSeq names its product thyrotropin-releasing hormone receptor (gene TRHR). Bases 72 to 1271 code for a protein of 399 amino acids. The record is from RefSeq and is a predicted model, not a curated record. Gene Ontology annotation, cellular component: membrane. Gene Ontology annotation, biological process: phospholipase C-activating G protein-coupled receptor signaling pathway. The transcript has 2 exons. Lineage: Eukaryota; Metazoa; Chordata; Mammalia; Macroscelidea; Macroscelididae. Gene Ontology annotation, molecular function: thyrotropin-releasing hormone receptor activity.
AACAAAGGCAGAGUGCUGGGGCAAAGAUGUUCUGAGAAGUGAGUGUUUCAGAGAAACUUCAACCAGUAACCAUGGAAAACGAGACAGUAAGUGAAAUGAACCAAACGCAGCUCCAGCCACGAGCAGUGGUGACCUUAGAAUACCAAGCAGUCACCAUCUUACUUGUGCUCAUUAUUUGUGGUCUGGGCAUCGUGGGCAAUAUCAUGGUGGUCCUGGUGGUCAUGAGAACCAAGCACAUGAGGACCCCCACAAACUGCUACCUGGUGAGUCUGGCAGUAGCCGAUCUCAUGGUCCUGGUGGCUGCGGGCCUCCCCAACAUCACAGAGAGUCUCUACGGUUCCUGGGUCUAUGGCUAUGUUGGAUGCCUCUGUAUUACUUACCUCCAGUACCUGGGCAUUAACGCGUCGUCUUGUUCCAUAACAGCUUUUACAAUUGAGAGGUACAUAGCAAUCUGUCACCCGAUCAAAGCCCAGUUCAUCUGCACAUUUUCCAGAGCCAAAAAGAUUAUCAUCUUUGUGUGGGCUUUCACGUCCAUCUACUGUAUGCUUUGGUUCUUUCUGCUGGAUCUCAAUAUCAACACCUAUAAAGAUGCUACUGUGGUGUCCUGUGGCUACAAGGUCUCCAGGAAUUACUACUCACCUAUUUACCUAAUGGACUUUGCUGUCUUUUAUGUCGUGCCAAUGAUCCUGGCCACCGUCCUCUAUGGACUCAUAGCUAGAAUCCUUUUCUUAAAUCCCAUCCCUUCUGCUGCUAAGGGCAAUUCUAAGACAUGGAAGAACGAGUCAAACCAGCAGCAGAACAAGAGCUUGAAUUCAAAGACCUCCAAUAGGUGUUUCAACAGCACUGUCUCUUCGAGAAAGCAGGUCACCAAGAUGCUGGCCGUGGUUGUAAUUCUGUUUGCCCUUUUGUGGAUGCCCUACAGGACUCUUGUGGUUGUCAACUCCUUUCUCUCAAGUCCUUUUCAAGAAAAUUGGUUCCUGCUCUUUUGCAGAAUUUGCAUUUACCUCAACAGUGCCAUCAACCCUGUGAUUUACAAUCUCAUGUCCCAGAAGUUUCGCGCUGCCUUCAGAAAGCUUUGCAACUGCAAACAGAAGCCAACAGAAAAACCAGCAAAUUACAGCGUGGCACUGAAUUACAGCGUGAUCAAGGAGUCUGACCAUUUCAGCACAGAGCUGGAGGACAUCACUGUCACUGACAAUUACUUGUCUGCCACCAAAGUGUCUUUCGACGAUACCUGCUUGGCUUCUGAAGUAACCUACAGUCAAAGUUGAUUCAUGAAGUGAAAGAAAAUGGACUUCAAACUAAAUGAGAAUUUGUGCGGUUAUCAACAAAGGCGAGGAAGUAGCCAAAAGUUAUAAGUUGGCAGAUAAAGCCUUUGCCAAUGUUCCA